Molecule: messenger RNA, 669 nt
Organism: Theobroma cacao (cacao)
Lineage: Eukaryota; Viridiplantae; Streptophyta; Magnoliopsida; Malvales; Malvaceae
Source: RefSeq, a predicted model, not a curated record
AUGGAGUUCAAGAUUGUUCGAUUGUUUGGUCCGGAAGGGAUCUAUCUCGAUUUUAGUGAGUGUGAGGUUCUGACAUUGGGCCCAGGCCCAGAGGUUUCACGAAGAAAGCUAGGUGAAGCACCUUACUCAGUCAGUUUAUCAUCAGCAAAACGGCCUGUCCAUGUUAAUGGGGCAAUCUAUUGGAUCACUAGUUUUAGGAGACACCCUUUGGAGGCAAUCGUCUCCUUCGACCUCCACACAGAGAAAUUCAAAGCAAUCCCACAUCCGAGUUGUCUGGAUAAUGACUUUAAGAGAUACGAGGCGGCCUUACAGCCUUUGAGAAACUCUCUUUGCCUGGCUGAGUUAACUAAUGCUAACAAGAGGAUGAACAUAUGGAUUUUCAUGAAAGGUUGCAACUCAUCACCAGGUUUGAAUGACAAAAUGGGAACUUGGGAGAUGUUGCAUUCUAUUGAUUUGGAGAUUAGGGUACACGAUUGGCCAAUGAGAAUUCCAAUUGCGGGGCACAAGAACGGAAUGCUUUCUACCAACUAUUAUGGAUACUGGGUGCAGCUAUACAAUCCAAAGAGAAGAAUGUUCACGAAUGUGCUAUCGCAUUGGAGAACAUUUGCUCCUACUGCAUACUUUGAAAGUUUAGUCCCUCUAUCUGCAAAAAAAAAGAGGGUUAAUUAG